AUGUGCGGGGCAAAACUGGAUCUGACAAAUGAAGGGAGUGGGUGUGUGAACCAGCUUGGCGGAGUAUUUCUGAAUGGGAGGCCGCUUCCAGCUUCCAAAAGGAGAAAAAUGAUCGAAUUGGCUUUGGAGGGUGUGCGCCCCUGCGAGAUCUCCAGAAUUUUACGGGUGUCGAAUGGUUGCGUGAGCAAGAUUCUAAGCAGGUACCACCAAACAGGCCUCCUGGGUCCGAAAACUAUCGGAGGGAGUCGACCUCGCCUCCUCACUCCGGAUGUCACAUCUAAAAUCAUCCAGUGCAAGAGAGAACACCCCACCAUCUUCGCGUGGGAAAUCCGAAAAAGGCUCGCCACAGGAAGAUUCUGUAAACCUGCCAAAGUUCCAAGCGUGUCAUCUAUAAACCGAAUUUUGAGGAAGAUUCAACUGGAGCCACUGAAUUCUUAUGAGCCGAGUCAAGAGCGUGCCGCAGAGACGCAAGGAGAGUUUACAGACAGCGAGGUGAUGGAGACGGUGAAUGGCCAGCGGUCCGGUGGUGUUCAGCAUCGCAACCGGACCACAUUCACCCCAGAGCAAAGCAGAGUGUUGGAGCAAGAGUUCAGUAAGAGUCAAUAUGCAGAUAUGUUUACCAGAGAAAAGUUGUCGCUGGAUAUUAAACUUCCAGAAGACACCAUCAAGGUGUGGUUCUCAAACAGAAGGGCCAAAUGGAGGAGGGAAGCCAAACCAAAAGACAGCCUCCGACAUGAACAGAGAAAUCGUUUACACAAUGAUCUAUCUCACGUGUUUCCUUGGAUGGGACCUGGGAUGGAAAAACAACCAGAAACUAAUUUGCCGACUCAAAAGGCUCUUUCAAGGGACAGAGAGGUGUGUUGUGGGUCGUCGUCGCAGUCCUGGAGCUGUCAGAGCCUCAGCACAACUCCAGACAGAGGUGUGGGAGGAGUCAGCGUAUCCCAUCACGUAUGCAGCGCCGCAUUCCCAUUGGCUCAUCACACCAACGAAAGGACUCUAUUGGCUUACCCUGCAGAGAAAUUUGCUUUCCCAUUGGCUCAUCCUUACCCAGAUGCUAGGACAGCGGUCACGUUGGCUCACCAGGCGGAGAGAUCGACCCACCCACUAACAGCACAUCCCUGGGAUGAGUUGACAUGUUUUCCUUUGAUGCGUCAUCAGACAGAUGAGAGCUUUCUAUUGGCUAAUCACAGGGAUAGAACAUUGGGCUCACCAUUGAUUGGACAAACUGUGUCAUCCUUUUUUUUGCAACAGUAAACACAGGAUUAUUGGAUUCAUAUUUGUUAAAACAACUAUCUGACAGUGAGAUUAUAAAAUCAGUUUUGGGUCCAAGAGGACUGCAAACGAAACACUUGGACUUCAUCGCUACUUUGUCAAUUAUAAACUGAAUUCUGUAUAGAUGGAAGAACAAUUACUACAUAGAUUUGACCACACAGUGUCCUAAUAUAUCUUAUGUUCCAUGGAGCAAUUCUUGCAUAGACGAUGGUCUUGUUUGUAUGUCUUUGAUUGUAAGAACGUUCGUUUCAAGACCAAUGCAGGUCGAGCAAAAACUGUAAGGAGAAACUUCAGGCAGUAGGGGGCGGUA
Osmerus eperlanus (European smelt) is the source of this 1582-nucleotide messenger RNA. RefSeq names its product paired box protein Pax-4-like. Gene Ontology annotation, molecular function: DNA-binding transcription factor activity, RNA polymerase II-specific; RNA polymerase II cis-regulatory region sequence-specific DNA binding. NCBI's taxonomy places the organism in Eukaryota, Metazoa, Chordata, Actinopteri, Osmeriformes, Osmeridae. The record is from RefSeq and is a predicted model, not a curated record. Gene Ontology annotation, biological process: regulation of transcription by RNA polymerase II; anatomical structure development. The transcript has 10 exons. The coding region runs from base 1 to 1254 and encodes 417 amino acids.